This is a messenger RNA of Diabrotica balteata, 306 nucleotides long. The record is from the annotation of a GenBank genome assembly. NCBI's taxonomy places the organism in Eukaryota, Metazoa, Arthropoda, Insecta, Coleoptera, Chrysomelidae.
AUGGAUUUAGCCAAAGUACCUAAUGAUCAAAAAUUAUAUUUAUGUAAAUCAUAUUAUCGAAUUGGAUUUUUUUUCUUACCCUUUGUUUGGUUUGUAAAUGCAAUUUGGUUCUUUCGAGAAGCCUUCCAAAAACCAGAAUACCAAGAACAAAAACAUAUUAAAAAAUAUGUCAUUUAUUCAGCAAUUGGAUCUACAGUUUGGUUUCUAAUACUCAUUGCAUGGGUAAUAACCUUCCAGUUGAAUAGAUUCAAUUGGGGAGAAUAUGCUGAUUACAUAUCCUUUAUUAUACCUGUUGGUUCACCUUAA